Perkinsus marinus ATCC 50983 is the source of this 222-nucleotide messenger RNA. RefSeq lists its product as hypothetical. The record is from RefSeq and is a predicted model, not a curated record. NCBI's taxonomy places the organism in Eukaryota, Perkinsozoa, Perkinsida, Perkinsidae. The coding region runs from base 1 to 222 and encodes 73 amino acids. The transcript has 2 exons.
AUGAAGUCACUUGGCAAUACAAUCCUCAUCAUCCUCGUUGGCUCAUCCCUAACUGCAGCCGAGAAGCUCGAGUCCUCAUUCAGCACAGAACCGCGGGCUGCGUCCAUUGUGGGCAGCGAGCUUCAAAUAGAGGAUCAAAGUGCAAGUGUGGACGGCCAGGACGAUAUACUCCCGCCAUACAAGCUUAUCAUCACCACUAAUCCUGGUAUGGGUUUCCUAUGA